Molecule: messenger RNA, 1860 nt
Organism: Oncorhynchus nerka (sockeye salmon)
Lineage: Eukaryota; Metazoa; Chordata; Actinopteri; Salmoniformes; Salmonidae
Product: CUGBP Elav-like family member 2
Exons: 14
Coding region: 198-1715 (505 amino acids)
Biological process (GO): mRNA splice site recognition; regulation of alternative mRNA splicing, via spliceosome
Cellular component (GO): ribonucleoprotein complex; cytoplasm; nucleus
Molecular function (GO): mRNA 3'-UTR binding
Source: RefSeq, a predicted model, not a curated record
ACUGCCGAGUGUGUGUCUACUGCCUAGGGGAGACCCUGGCACUUGCACCUGUCCCUCUCCGUCUCCGCGGCCAGGCGCAGUUGUCGAACUGGGAGAGCUGAGAGAGCAGAGCGACGCACUGUAUACUUGCCAGGCAGAGCAGAGAGGAGAGCGCGGAUCCUCAGCCUGUACACGGAGGGACACAGAGCCAGAGCAACAUGACUUCAUCCUACAAUCUGGAUUUCCUGCCCGAUAUGAUGGUGGAGAGCCGCUUGCUGGUUCCGGGCGAUAGAAUUAACGGCACGGCCGGGAAGAUGAACGGUGCGUUGGAGCAUUCGGACCAGCCCGACCCCGACGCCAUCAAGAUGUUCGUGGGCCAGAUCCCUCGCUCCUGGUCAGAGAAGGAGCUGAAGGAGCUGUUUGAGCCCUACGGCGCCGUCUAUCAGAUCAACAUCCUCCGAGACCGCAGCCAGAACCCUCCACAGAGCAAAGGGUGCUGUUUUGUCACGUUUUACACACGGAAAGCUGCCCUUGAAGCCCAGAACGCACUGCAUAAUAUAAAGACCUUAACAGGGAUGCACCAUCCCAUUCAGAUGAAGCCUGCAGACAGUGAGAAAUCAAACGCGGUGGAGGACAGGAAGCUGUUCAUCGGCAUGGUGUCGAAGAAGUGCAAUGAGAACGACAUCCGAGUCAUGUUCUCUGCGUUCGGACAGAUCGAGGAGUGCCGGAUCUUGCGAGGGCCCGACGGUCUCAGCAGAGGCCUCAGCCAGAGGGAAGCCAACGUUAAGGGAUGUGCGUUUGUCACGUUUUCUACCAGGGCUAUGGCACAGAAUGCAAUCAAAGCCAUGCACCAGUCUCAGACUAUGGAGGGCUGCUCGUCUCCCAUCGUGGUGAAGUUUGCCGACACGCAGAAGGACAAGGAGCAGCGGCGCCUGCAGCAGCAGCUUGCUCAGCAGAUGCAGCAGCUCAACAACGCCACCACCUGGGGGAGUCUGACAGGGCUGGGCGGCCUCACCCCGCAGUAUCUGGCUGUAAGAGGACACGCCGCGUCGCCCACCCCUUACUGCAGCCCCGCAGCCAACGCAUCCGUCGCCGCCGCAUUGCUCCAGCAGGCCACCUCCUCCAGUAACCUUGGAGCCUUCAGUGGGAUCCAACAGAUGGCAGCGGGCACCACAGCCAACUCCUCGGGCAUGAACUCUCUGACCUCUCUGGGCACUCUGCAGGGCCUGGCUGGCGCCACCAUGGGUCUGAACAACAUUAAUGCACUAGCAGGUAGCGUCAACAGUAUGGCGGCCCUGAACGGAGGCCUGGGCGGCGCGGGGCUGACCAACGGCACGGCGGGCACCAUGGACGCGCUCACACAGGCCUACUCAGGGAUCCAGCAGUAUGCAGCCGCAGCCCUGCCCACCCUCUACAGCCAGUCCCUGCUGCAGCAGCAAGGUGCCGCCGGCAGCCAGAAAGAGGGGCCUGAAGGUGCCAACCUGUUCAUCUACCACCUGCCCCAGGAGUUUGGGGACCAGGACAUCCUGCAGAUGUUCAUGCCUUUUGGAAACGUGGUCUCUGCCAAAGUCUUCAUUGACAAACAGACAAACCUGAGCAAGUGCUUCGGCUUCGUCAGCUAUGACAAUCCCGUGUCGGCGCAGGCAGCCAUCCAGGCCAUGAAUGGCUUCCAGAUCGGCAUGAAGAGGCUGAAGGUGCAGCUCAAGCGCUCCAAGAACGACAGCAAACCAUAUUGAUCUUAGCACUAGGGCCUAUCUGCUCCCAUGUUACCACUGCUAGGAACCCAUCUCCAUGCCUGUUAGCUCAUCGUUUGCCUAGCAUGUCUCUGUGGCGUGGCGUCCAAAAACCAAAAAAAUACAAAAAAGUCUCAUCGUCCCGUCA